CCGGUGAGCGAGGCAAUGCCGGUGAGCGAGGCAAUGCCGGUGAGCGAGGCAAUGCCGGAGAGGGAGAGAAAGCCAGAGAGCAAGGCAAUGCCGGUGAGCAAGGGAAAGCCAGAAAGCAAGGGAAAGCCAGAAAGCGAGGGAAAGCCAGUAAUCGAGGCAAAGCCAGUGAAUGAGGGAAAGCCAGAAGAAGGAGGAAAACCAGUGGGUGAGGGAAAGCCAAAAGAAGAAGGAAAACCAGUGAAUGAGGGAAAGCCAGUGAAUGAGGAGAAGCCAAAAGAAGAAAAGCCAGCCAUCGAACCAAGGGUUGCAGGAAAGUGCCCAGCUGCGGAUGAUGUACCCAGGAAGGCUAAAAGAAAAACCAACAAGUGGCUGGCUCAGUGUCUCAAGGAAUAUAAGGAGGCCAUACACGAUAUGCAUUUGAGCAAUGAGGAGAUGAUAAGAGAAUUUGAUGAGAUGGCCCGGGUAGAGGAUGAGGUGAAGAAAACCAGACAGAAAUUGGGGGGAUUUAUGUGGAUGCAAAAGUUUACAGGACCCCUUCCACCCGAGGGGCCCAAGGGAACUCAGGGGUGGAUGCAGGGCCCCACAGAGGGGCUUUGAAGACAUUCCUUUUGUGUAGUGCCCCUGGCAGGCAUUUGCCUAGGCCUUGUGCUUUAACCUUAUACUAAUACUUGCUUUAGCUAUCACUCUUGUACCUAACUGCAGCCUUCAAUGUUUCAGUAGCAGAUUUUUGUCCAUUGCAUGGAAAAAUGUUCAUGGCAUAUUGUAAAAUUAAAAAGAAAAAAGUUUGUUGAACCAU
Molecule: messenger RNA, 796 nt
Organism: Lontra canadensis (Northern American river otter)
Lineage: Eukaryota; Metazoa; Chordata; Mammalia; Carnivora; Mustelidae
Product: transcription elongation factor A protein-like 4
Exons: 1
Coding region: 16-597 (193 amino acids)
Source: RefSeq, a predicted model, not a curated record